This is a messenger RNA of Sciurus carolinensis (gray squirrel), 5116 nucleotides long. It is a transcript of the gene Dnajc18, whose product is annotated as DnaJ heat shock protein family (Hsp40) member C18. The record is from RefSeq and is a predicted model, not a curated record. Gene Ontology annotation, biological process: cellular response to misfolded protein. Lineage: Eukaryota; Metazoa; Chordata; Mammalia; Rodentia; Sciuridae. Bases 217 to 1170 code for a protein of 317 amino acids. The transcript has 8 exons. Gene Ontology annotation, cellular component: endoplasmic reticulum membrane. Gene Ontology annotation, molecular function: Hsp70 protein binding.
CACAGCACUUUUUAUUUUUUAUUUGAGACAGAGUCUCACUAAGUUGCAAAGGCUGGCCUGGAACUUAUGAUCAUCCUGUCUCAGCCUCCUGAGUUUCUGGGAAUAUAGGCUGUUCUUCAUGUUUCUAACAUUUCUUACAUUGAUGCAGUCAGAAGAAACAAAUACGCAGAAGAUAGACCUCCUGAGAGUCAUGACUCCUGUGGUUGCUGUAACUGCAUGAAGGCACAAAAAGAAAAGAAGUGUGAGAAUGAGCGGAAUCAGACCCGACAGGGUGAGGGGAGCUCCACUUAUACUGAGGAACAGCUGCUUGGGGUACAAAGAAUCAAGAAAUGCAGAAAUUAUUAUGAAAUUCUGGGAGUUUCUCGGAAUGCCAGUGACGAAGAACUUAAGAAAGCUUAUAGAAAACUUGCCCUGAAAUUUCAUCCUGAUAAGAACUGUGCUCCUGGAGCAACAGAUGCUUUCAAAGCAAUAGGAAAUGCCUUUGCAGUCCUGAGCAAUCCUGAUAAGAGACUCCGCUACGAUGAAUACGGAGAUGAACAAGUGACUUUCACUGCACCUCAAGCCAAACCUUAUAAUUAUUACAGGGACUUUGAAGCUGAUAUCACUCCAGAAGAGCUAUUCAAUGUCUUCUUUGGAGGACAUUUUCCUACAGGAAAUAUUCAUAUGUUUUCAAAUGUGACAGAUGACACUCAUUAUUAUCGAAGGCGGCAUCGACAUGAGAAGACACAGACGCGGAAGGAAGAGGAGGAUGAUAAGCCUCAGACCACGUAUUCUGCAUUUAUUCAGUUACUUCCAGUUCUUGUGAUUGUGAUUAUAUCUGUCAUUACUCAACUGCUGGCUGCUAAUCCUCCAUAUAGUCUAUUCUAUAAAUCGACCUUGGGCUACACUAUUUCCAGAGAAACCCAGAACCUGCAGGUGCCUUACUUUGUGGAUAAAAACUUUGACAAGGCCUAUAGAGGAGCUUCUUUGCAUGACCUGGAGAAGACUAUAGAGAAGGAUUAUAUCGAUUACAUCCAGACAAGUUGUUGGAAGGAGAAACAGCAAAAGUCGGAGUUGACAAAUUUGGCAGGAUUAUACAGAGAUGAACGAUUGAAACAGAAAGCGGAAUCACUGAAACUUGAAAACUGUGAAAAACUUUCCAAACUGAUUGGCCUCCGCAGAGGUGGUUGAAAGAAUGAUGGUCCUGCAUAGGGCUGGGGUUUUGUUACUUGUAACUAUUUAUGUUCCUAAUUCCGUUUUAUAAUACAAAAUUAGGAAAUGACCAACAUUUUACUACUUGCUAACUUUGUUUGUUGAGCAGAGUUGAAAGAGCUUGAGCAUGGAGCCAGACUUGUCAUCACAGAUUCCUUCCCAGGGAGCGGCUCAUCUAGGUGACAUGAAUGGCAAAGCAUUUCACUGAGCCCCCUUGCAACCAGGCUACCCUGCCUCUGUGAUUGUAGUUCAGGGCAUCCCAGAACAGAUCCACCUUUUCUUUUUUCUUCCCUUCUUCAGUGACCUUUUUCAAUACCUGGGUACUCCAGGCUUAUCCAGAGCAGCUUAAUAUUACUUACAAUGUCUAUGAAGAAUUAUACCUCUCCUUGCAUUAGAGUCAUCAUCUCCCCCAAGACUCAGCUCUUGGAACUUGUUCCUGCUCAACCUUCCAUUUUCUAAGGGAAAUAUGGAGACAUUUAAACUAUUUAGCCAAUAGUUUUCUAUUAUCCCAGUCUCUGUUCAGUCAGGAGCAUUAGCAAACUGACCAAUUUGAGGUUAUUUUAUUUUCCUUACUCCUCCCCCAUGUAGAGGGUCCAGAAAUUAGAAACUAUUGAGCUGUGAAACAGUUCUGUGUACAACUCAGCAGGAGGAAGCAGGGCUGAGGGAGAAGAUAAAGUGCAAGACAAAGUGCAUAUUCCCAAGUAUUUCACAGAACCAGAGUAUGUUCUUUUUGUCAUUUCCCCAUUGUAUCAUCAUUUGGUAUCAGCACUUUUGAACCAAGUCCCUACAUCCCACAGAGGUACAGUGGUCAGACCCAAGAGGAGGUAUUCCAGCCAGGCUAUGACUCAUGACUAGAGAUGGAAGAGGAAGAUUCCCUCUGUGUCCAUCAGGGGCUAGCAUUGUCCCCAGCAGUCAUUUUUUUUACCCUAUAGUUGAUAGUAUGAGAUGCUUUUUCAUUUAUUCAACAUUUAUUGAGUGCCUGCCAUGAAAAAACAGAGGCUCUCACAUAUAUUUUUUUACUGAAGCCUCCUCACAACUCUGUGAAGUAGGUGUAUUAUCUCUGCUUUUAUGAAUGAGAACCUUGCCCAGAGAGGAUGGUUGACCUGGGCCAUACAACUGGUAAUGGCAGACUGGUCGUUAGGCUGAUUAUCAAGUAGGAAAUGUGAGAGUGAUUCCUCAUUUCUCAGGUGAUUCCAGUCAGGUUGGCAAAGCAGCAUCUUUUCCAAGGAUGCCUCUGUCACCACAGCCUAGUCCUGUGUCCUUUCUAUGGCACACCUGCAUCCCUGUUGUUCUGUUGGAAGCAGGACCCUACAUGAAUAAAUUCUGUACACAAAAUAAAAGUUCCCUUGAAAGGCAGCCCUUCCCACUGGUGACAAGGAAGAAAUAAGUCAUUGCCUAGGCUUAAGUGUGGUUCUAGGUUUUCCUGUGGAAAUGAGUGACCUAGAUUGAACUGCCCAGAUUAUCAUGAGCCUCUGAAACUGAAAGGACCAGUUGGUGACCAUAGUCUACAUUCUUAUCUGGGUUUGGAAGAAAAGUUCCUGUUGAAAAGAGGGUCUACAUUAAAUCUGAGUUCCAAAGUAGAGUUUCCCCAUUCAGAUUCAUAGCCACUAUUUAAAGAGUGUCUCGCACUGUUCAACAUGUGCACAUUCCACUGGGACAGGAGAUGAGUUCUUAGAUAAAGAACAGGAGCUUUGGGCCAGGUGUGGUGGCACACACUCUAAUCCUAGAGUCUUAGGAGGCUGAGGCAGGAGGAUUGCAAGUCCAAAGCUAGCCUCAGCAACUUAGCGAGACCCUAUCUCAAAACAUAAAAAGGACUACGAAUUGGCUCAGUGGUUAAAUGCCCUGGGUUCAAUCCCUGGUACCAAAAAAAGGGGUUGGGGGUGACUGGUAGGGACAAAUGUUCAGUUGUAGGGAGGGGAAACAGUUCUGGAUACAACCAGAUUUUGCUGUCCUGCUAGGUCUAUUCUGGGUUUUGUUGGGUCUCGGCCUCCUUUGAAUGACAGGGAAUUUACACUACAAAAUGUUCCCUAAGCCAGUCUUAUAGAAAGCUCCUGUACACACAAAAAUCAAAGCUCUCCUCAACCUCUGCUACGAAAUGAGCCCUAUCUGGGCAUAAUUAUGCCCACCUAUAAUCCCAGCCAAUCUUCAACCUCCACCUCGGCUAGAAAAUGGGCCACAGCUGAGUAUGGUGGUAUAUGCCUUCACUCCCAGUCACUUGGGAGGCAAGCAGGUCAUAAAUUCAAGGCCAGUUUUGACAAUUUAGUGAAAUCCUGGCUCAAAAUAAAAAGGGCUGCCGGUGUAGCUCAGUGGUAGAGUGCUUGUCUAGCAUGCAUGAGGCCCUGGUUCAAUCUUCAAUAUUGCAAAAAAGAAAAAGAAAAAAGAAAAACCCACCACAGCAAAACAGUAACAGGUUAAAAAACAAAGGACCCUGCCCUGGAAGAUGUCCAUGAAUAGUGUUAUCAAACAUUUUAUGGAUUUCAUGGUAGUGAUUAAUUAAUGUGUGAUGAUAUUAGUAUAAAGACAGUACUAACUCCAUUAAAUACCACACCAAUUGUUUUUAUAAUAUUAGUGCUACUGUUUUAUUUGUUACUGCUAGACCACAAUACCCACAUGUGUUUUUUCUCAAGGGAACUGUAUUUGCUUUUGGUUGAAGGAUAAUUGAAUCUAUUUGGUACUACCAAGAAUAUUGUUAAACUCUAAUUUCCUUGGCUGUAAUUUAGAUGGGUUGCCUGCAUGGUGGUAAAAUAAGCUUUUUCUUCUUGCCUGUGUCCUUUGGAAGAUUUUUUGCUACUAUUAUAAACUCUUUAGGGAAGGUUAUUCUUGCCGUCAGAACUUGGCACACAGCUCAAGACUACUCCUUGGAGGGCUGCUGCCGAUUGGACACUUGUGUUGGAAGUGGAGCUAAGAGGAUUUGAGGCUCACACAGAAACUGAAGCUCUCAUUCAGAUGAAAGUGCUCUCCUGCACUGCUUGAUCAGAACUGAGGGGAGGAUGAAAAUCCUCAUCACAAAGAAACUUGCAGCUUGAAGGAACCCAUGUACCCAGGUCAGCAGCCCUGGGGUUCAUCUGCUGAAACCCAGAAAACUUUUAAGCUUCCUUGAUCAGCUCCAGGCCUCACAGCUUAAGAGAAGUAACCAGUGAGAAAAUAACAUUGCACUGGGUGCAGUGGUACACACCUGUAAUCCCUGUGUCUCAGGAGGCUGAGACAGGAGGAUCACAAGUUCAAGGCCAGCCUUGAUAACUUAAUGAAACUCUGUCUUAAAAAAAUAAAAUUAAAAAAGGCUGUGGAUGUAGCUCAGAGGCAGAAUGCUCCUGGGUUCAAUCCCCAGUACAAAAAAAAAGAAAGAAAAGAAAAGAAAGUAACAUUGCUAUGCUUUCUGGAAACCAUUAGAAAUUACAGUGAACUCCAAACCUCACCAGAACAUGGAAUUCAGCAGCCUGGCCAAACUAUGUACUCCUUAUUUUCCAUCCUCACACUCAGGACAACACUGUGAGGAAGCAUGUUAGAAUUCCAGAAGCUUUCUGUUACAGCUAGCCACAUGUCCAAGUCUGCAUGCACUGCUCCUCACAGGAGCUAGCAAUUUGCAUUUAUUUUGGACUAAUUAAGGUGUCAGCUUAGUGUCUUAAUUAUUUUUGGAGAUAGCCAAGUUUCUAUACAUCUUAUAUUUUGAGGCUGACUUGUCGAUACCUUGUGCAGUGGCCACUACAUAAUUAUAUACCCAUGUGUUAGGUACUGAUUACAUCAUUUGCAUCAUACUCAGUGUGUGGAUUUAUAGAUGUGAAUGUUCUGUGACCAGAGUCAGGGAUGACACAGAUGAAAGCAGCUCCUGGUGGAGUUCAAAUCCUGAAAAAUCUGUUCAUCUGAUCUACCACAUCUAGAUUGAGUGUAUUUUAACAAAGAAGACAUUAAAUGAUUUUAUGUAAAA